CUGUUUAGGUCUUGCCUUCAGAGGGAAAGGAAACACUGAUAGUAUCCCUGUAACCUUGCACUGAUGAGCAGGCACCACAUUGCUUUGGAAAGAUUAAUAUUUGAGAUCUGAUGACUAAGUGGUGGUGGGCACAGCUGCUUUAGAAUCAGAGAUAAAGGAAAGAAGGAAAACAAAUCCAGAAUUGCUAUGAGAAAAUCUUGCUGACAUGUAAUGCUGUCAGAGCAUUUAUAAAGAGCAGAAACCCUAUUCAGUGUCAAUCAGUGAUGCCAUCCUCUGGGUACUGGAGCUAAUGAAGCUGCUUUAUGUCAGAAGUGAAUCCUGCCUGUAGUGUCUUAGAUCUGUGAAUGAGGUGCCGUGUCCAGGGACCUCUCAGUGAUGAAGUUGCUCUGCUUGCUGACAUCCACUACCUGUCUUCCUCCCCUCUGUAGAGGGAUGUGCAGUGGAGUUCUGCUUUUGGAAGGAUGAAUAUUUAAACAACACUCUUCAAUCUUGCUUCAAAAUGUCCCUGUGCACAUCUUCUCACAAGGACUUCUCUCAGUUGCUGCCACUUCAGGAUAUUGGAUGCAAUAAAACAGAAAUUAAAAAUUCACCUGCUGGUGUCAUCUCUCCAGCUCCUUACAGCUGCAAUCAGUCCACGCUGCCAGCAGAACACAGUCCAGUCUACAUCCCCUCAUCUUACAUGGAGAACAGACACGAAUACUCUGCGAUGGCAUUCUGCAGCCCUGCUAUGGUGAAUUACAACCUUGCCAGCAAUUUUGGGGACCCAGAGGCCGUGGCUGCGAGGCAAACCUCCAGCCCCAGUGCUCUGUGGUCUGCUCCUGGCCACCUGUCCCCCCUGACCCUGCACUGCCAGUCCUCCCUGCUGUAUGCAGAGCAGCCCAAGAGCCUGUGGUGCGAGGCACGACCGAUGGAGCCCGUGCUGCCCGGGAGCAGAGAAACAUUAAAAAGAAAAACUAAUGGCAACGACUGUACAAGCCCAAUUGCAAAUAAUCCUGGCUCAAAAAAGGAUGCCCACUUCUGUGCAGUCUGCAGUGACUAUGCUUCAGGAUACCACUAUGGGGUCUGGUCCUGUGAAGGCUGCAAAGCGUUUUUUAAAAGAAGCAUUCAAGGACACAAUGAUUACAUCUGCCCAGCCACCAAUCAAUGCACAAUCGACAAAAACCGGCGCAAGAGCUGCCAGGCGUGCCGGCUGCGGAAAUGCUACGAAGUGGGGAUGAUGAAAUGUGGCUCAAGGAGAGAACGCUGCGGGUACCGGAUCCUGCGGAGCCACCGCGGUGCGGAGGAGCGGGUGCACUGCCUGGGCAGAGCCAGGAAGUACAGCGAGGCGGCCACGCGGGUGAAGGAGAUCCUGCUGAGCACCGUCAGCCCCGAGCAGUUCGUGCUGACGCUGCUGGAGGCCGAGCCGCCCCACGUGCUGGUCAGCCGGCCCAGCAAACCCUUCACCGAGGCCUCCAUGAUGAUGUCCCUGACCAAGCUGGCGGACAAGGAGCUGGUGCACAUGAUCGGCUGGGCCAAGAAGAUUCCUGGCUUCAUUGAUCUCAGCCUCUAUGACCAAGUCAGGCUCUUGGAGAGCUGCUGGAUGGAAGUUCUAAUGAUUGGUUUGAUGUGGAGAUCCAUCGACCAUCCUGGGAAACUGAUUUUUGCACCAGACCUUGUAUUAGACAGGGAUGAGGGGAAAUGUGUAGAGGGGAUUUUGGAGAUCUUUGAUAUGCUCCUGGCCAUGACCUCGAGGUUCCGAGAGCUGAAACUGCAGCACAAGGAGUAUCUGUGUGUCAAGGCAAUGAUCCUCCUCAAUUCCAGCAUGUUCCCCUUGUCAGCAGAGGAACCUGAAAGCAACAGGAAACUGCACCACCUGCUCAACGUGGUCACAGAGGCUUUGGUGUGGGUGAUUGCCAAGAGUGGGAUCCCCUCACAGCAGCAGACAACUCGCCUGGCCAAUUUGCUGAUGCUCCUCUCUCACGUCAGGCACGCCAGUAACAAGGGAAUGGAGCAUCUCCUGAGCAUGAAGUGUAAAAAUGUGGUGCCAGUGUAUGACUUGCUGCUGGAGAUGUUGAAUGCUCACACCCUCCGAGGGCAAAGGAAGCCCCUGGCCACACACCCUGAGUUUGGCACACUGGAGCAAAUGGAGCCUGGAGACAGCCUGAGGAAGGGAGCACCCCAGUAAUUGUGUCAAGACCUGGAAAUGUGAGGCUUUUUCUGAGCUAUGGGAGCAAACAGAGCUGCUGUGAUGGGGCUGCAGAAGUGUGACCUGGGGAGAGUUCUCAUCCCUCCUGGAUUUGCACACUGGUGUCUCAGGAGAGGCCAUGGGGAGCUCACUCUGUAAUUCUGACAUUGCAACAGCUGCACUGCUGUAGUGCCUUUUCUGAGACUCUGCAAAAGCACCUUAUGAAAUCAAGCCUCAGAACAGCACUGUGGGACUGGGGAUUGCUGCCUCUCCUUCUCAGAGGCAGAACUGAGAGGGAGAGGUAAAGGGACAGCUUUGAGAUGGCAGAAGGAGCUUGGAGAGAGCACCUUGGUCUCUGUCUCCCAGAGCAAGACUUUAAAGCACUGACUGAACAAAGUCCUCUUUCAUCACAAGAUGGUGUGAAAUGUAGAACAGCAUCAUUUUGGACAGAUGUUUACUGUGUAUGCUGGUCCCUGGGGAAUGCCUGCUCUGCAGCUGAUCUGGAUAAAGUGCCGAGAUACAGACAGUGUGAAGGAGCUUAUUCUCAAAUAUGCAAUGGCCUUCAUUUGAAGGUCAUUUGGAAUAGCUUCUAGGGUCAGUUCAGAGCCUCUGCAGAAAGUUUAAAUUGAUCUUAAGUUUGUAUUUUGUGAGCCUAUUCUUAACACUCACAUUAUUAUCUGCUUAUAAUUCUUCAGUGCUUUAAGCAACAACCAAAUUGUCUGAAUAUUUCAGUCAAUACUGACCUUUGAAACGUGUUUCGUCUGUGAGAUUAUCAUGUUGUUUUAUAUAUUUAUUAAUGAUGUUAAAUCUAUUCUAAUAAUUAGGUACAAGAAGUUGCUCUGUGAAUAUUAACUGUUUGUAUUUGUAUAUGAUCUGUUGAUCAGGCCUUGUGAUACCAGCUAGAAAAAAAUCUUCCCACCCCUUUGACUGGCGUGUGGAAUUACGUCCUGCCCACCCAAAACCUCUUGCAGGGGGUGGGGCACUGGAUGGGAACAUGGAUGGGGAUCUGUUUUUGUCUGCUGCCCUGAGGUUUGCUGCUUGCUUGUUCUCAGCAUGCAUGGCACCUUGUGCUGUGGUCUUCAUAUCUUUAUAGGAGCCCUCAAAGAGCGAGGAUGGGGAUAAUGGUAAAUGUGAAGAUAAUGUAAAGAUGGGGAUAAUGUAAAGCACUGCUGUGCUUUGCAAGUGUGAUGACUUGUUUGAAUUACGCUGAAGAUGUAGUGGAUUAUUCCUUUUUGUGCUGAUUUCUGCAUGUGUUUAAGCUGCACUGAGUAAAAAAAAAUAUUGAUUAAAUAGCCUGGCUGAUGAGCUCAGAGAUCAGCAGGGUGGCAUCACUCAUUCUGGUAUCUGUCUCUACAUGGAAACAUUUAAAUAUAGCACAUGCAUGUUCUGGGCAUUAUGGUGAAAUAAAUUGGGAUCACACCAAAAGUCUAUUUUGAGCCAAUAAGUCUUUUGCAUUAGGGACUUUGAUUAGUAUGCCAUUUGCAUAUUUUGAAUAUUAGCCAAACCAUUAAUCUUGGUGGUUUUUUAAAGCCAAGGACAGUAUUUUUUAUAGGAGGUUUUCAGUGAGUUACAUAUCUAUUGUCUGUUUUGAUCUUGUACUAUACCAGAUGCUGCUGCUGAUCUAAAUUUUUACUCUUUGCCUUUUUAUUGUUUUUAAGAAAAUGUAAUAUAGCAGUGUCCUUCUAAAGAUGUGUAAUAUUUAAAAUGAAAAAAGGAAAAAAAAUGUGAGUACAGUCUGGAAUUUAUUGGUACUUUCAUUUUGAGAGAUGUUUUGCUGUGAAACAAACCUGUCUCAGUAUUUCUUAGGCUUGAUUGAGUUCUGGCCUCAUUGCCUGUUGUGUUGCUCUUCCUCUGAUUUUCCUUAUCCUGUGUAAUCUUUUGGUUUAAUACAGUUUUUCCAAGAAAUGUUUAA
Messenger RNA from Catharus ustulatus (Swainson's thrush), 4076 nucleotides. RefSeq names its product estrogen receptor 2 (gene ESR2). The coding region runs from base 500 to 2164 and encodes 554 amino acids. Gene Ontology annotation, cellular component: nucleus. The transcript has 11 exons. The record is from RefSeq and is a predicted model, not a curated record. Gene Ontology annotation, molecular function: zinc ion binding; steroid binding; nuclear receptor activity. NCBI's taxonomy places the organism in Eukaryota, Metazoa, Chordata, Aves, Passeriformes, Turdidae. Gene Ontology annotation, biological process: regulation of DNA-templated transcription; cellular response to estradiol stimulus; estrogen receptor signaling pathway.